Molecule: messenger RNA, 802 nt
Organism: Neopsephotus bourkii (Bourke's parrot)
Lineage: Eukaryota; Metazoa; Chordata; Aves; Psittaciformes; Psittacidae
Gene: CENPW
Product: centromere protein W
Exons: 3
Coding region: 123-353 (76 amino acids)
Biological process (GO): chromosome segregation; mitotic cell cycle; kinetochore assembly
Cellular component (GO): kinetochore; nucleoplasm
Molecular function (GO): DNA binding; protein heterodimerization activity
Source: RefSeq, a predicted model, not a curated record
GCUGCCGUUGGGAAGUGCGUCACGGCGUGCGCGCGCUUGCACCAGGGCGGUGGAUUCGAACGGCGGGGGACGGUUGGGCGGGAGCCGUUGGACCCGUUGUCGGCGGCGCCCGUGGGAGUAGGAUGGGGCGUACGGCUCCCCGCGCCGCUUUGCGGAAGAUGCUAAAGAACGAGAAGUCGGCGUUUCGCCUGUUGGCAUGCACCGACCUGCUGGUGUAUUUGAACUUCUUGGUUUUUCUCCGUCGUCUAGCAGAAGAAGCCAGGACGAAUGCUUUUCAGAACAGAAGUAGAAUAAUUAAGCCUGAGCACAUUAUAUUAGCAGCAAAGGUUGUUUUAAAGAAAAGCAGAGGCUAGAAAACAGACCCCUGGAAUUUCAAAGCCUGCUUUAACUUUUUUUUUUUUCCUUACUGAUUCAAGAUCCUGUGACCCAGCUUUUGCAGUUGUGGAAGUAUCUGUAUAGUUUUGUUGAUGUCUAUCUCCUGAUUCUGAGUAUCUUAUUGUAUCUUAAAAAGAAAAUAAUUUAACAGUGUUACAAUGUGUUUGAGGUUCGAUCCUGUACAAAUAGUGAAGAUAAGUUGGCAAGCAUGCCAAGCUACUUCCUCCCUACUUCGAGUGUCAUCCUAACUUGUCAGAAGACUGGAAGUGUAUGGUAUAUAAAAUAAUUUCUAAAAUUAAAAUCAUGUUCUGUUUCUAAUGUUUUAAAACAGUUGUUGAACACUUUACUUAAUAAAUCUUUUGAUAAAGAUGUAGUUUUAUAUCAGAGUUUGAAUUGAUAAUAAAGUUUUGUGGCUUAUGUGGUAGCU